AUGGGCACGUUUUCUUCUCACCUAUAUCUUGCCUUACUACUCUCAUAUGAUAUGAGUACGUUUAAAGAUCUGAUUAUAUUCUUGCUCCAUGACUAUAAAACAACCACCAACUACCAAGAUCAAAACAAUAACAAAACACCUCACGAUAUACCUAAUAGCAAGAGGCGAUGCGAUAUGGCUUGCCUUAAGUUUCUAUCUUCUUCCACGAACUUGGGGCUUAUUCUUUGGGCUUGUGCUUUGUGGUCUUCUAUUAUGCCGAUUUUGGGUCUUAGUCACGUUUUAGUCUUGUGA
Messenger RNA from Racocetra persica, 291 nucleotides. NCBI's taxonomy places the organism in Eukaryota, Fungi, Glomeromycota, Glomeromycetes, Diversisporales, Gigasporaceae. The record is from the annotation of a GenBank genome assembly.